GCCGGCCUUCGGCCCCUGCUGUCCCUCGCUGGGGACGGGCCGGCGGCUCCCGCCGCGCCCCCCCCCCCCCCCCCCCCCCCCCCCCGCCCCAAGCCGCCCGUAGCCCCGCGGGAGGAUGUCGGAGGAUCACGAGAUGGACAAGAUGAUCAAGGAGACCUCCAUUUUAGAGGAGUACAACAUUAAUUGGACUCAGAAGCUGGGAGCUGGGAUCAGUGGUCCUGUUAGAGUCUGCGUGAAAAAAUCCUCUCAAGAACGCUUUGCACUGAAAAUUCUUCUUGAUCGUCCAAAAGCUAGAAAUGAGGUACGUCUGCACAUGAUGUGUGCAACACAUCCAAAUAUUGUUCAAAUUAUUGAAGUUUAUGCUAACAGUGUGCAGUUCCCACAUGAAUCCAGCCCAAGGGCUCGGCUCCUAAUUGUAAUGGAGAUGAUGGAAGGGGGAGAGCUAUUUCACAGAAUCAGCCAGCACCGGCACUUUACUGAGAAGCAAGCAAGCCAAGUAACAAAGCAGAUAGCUUUGGCUUUGCAGCAUUGCCACUCACUAAACAUUGCACAUAGAGACCUCAAGCCUGAGAAUCUCCUCUUCAAGGAUAACUCUCUGGAUGCACCUGUUAAAUUGUGUGACUUUGGAUUUGCCAAAGUAGACCAAGGUGACUUGAUGACACCACAGUUCACUCCAUAUUACGUAGCACCUCAGGUAUUGGAGGCACAAAGACGGCAUCAGAAAGAAAAAUCUGGUAUUAUCCCCACCUCUCCAACACCUUACACUUAUAACAAGAGCUGUGACUUGUGGUCCCUGGGUGUCAUUAUUUACGUGAUGCUGUGUGGAUACCCUCCGUUUUACUCCAAACACCACAGUCGGACAAUUCCAAAGGACAUGCGGAAAAAGAUCAUGACAGGAAGUUUUGAAUUUCCAGAGGAAGAGUGGAGCCAGAUCUCAGAAAUGGCGAAAGACAUUGUGCGAAAGCUGCUGAAGGUCAAACCUGAGGAACGGCUGACCAUUGAAGGUGUGCUGGACCAUCCCUGGCUCAAUUCCACCGAAGCACUUGAUAACAUCCUACCCUCUGCCCAGCUGAUGAUGGACAAGGCAAUGGUUGCAGGGAUACAACAGGCUCAUGCAGAACAGCUUGCAAACAUGAGAAUCCAAGACCUCAAAGUCAGUCUCAAACCCCUUCACUCUGUCAACAACCCAAUCCUGCGCAAAAGGAAAUUACUGGGCACUAAGCCAAAGGAUGGUGUCUAUAUCCAUGACCCUGAGAAUGGAAGUAACGAUUCCAACGUGGCUCUGGAAAAGCUCAGAGAUGUGAUUGCUCAGUGCAUUCUACCACAGGCUGGUAAAGGAGAGAAUGAAGAUGAGAAGCUGAAUGAAGUGAUGCAGGAGGCGUGGAAGUAUAAUCGAGAGUGUAAGUUGCUGCGAGACACUCUUCAGAGCUUCAGCUGGAAUGGCAGAGGAUUCACAGAUAAAGUGGAUCGACUAAAACUGGCAGAAAUAGUAAAACAAGUUAUCGAAGAGCAGACAAACUCCCAUGACUCUCAAUAGCUGGAGCUUCUUAAUCUUAUUUUUUUUACCAUUUAAGAUUUAUUCUUUAACUGUAAAAAGUAUUUUUAUGUAAAUUAAUAAAUCAUAAUUAUUUCAUUAAAUUUCCAUACUGCUUGAAAAUGCUGUAUAGUUGUAGAUACAAAAAAAUCAUUGGUACUGUAAUAUUUUUUUAAAACUCAGUUCCUUGAGGUAUAUAUGAUCACUUAUGUACUGUUAAUCAUGAGUCCCCCAGACAGGGCAAAUUAUAUUGUUAAAGACCAUUCUUUUUCUUAAUAACCAGUUGCAGAAGCUGCCUUCCAUCUGCUAUACAUACAGCCAGCUGCAAUGACUAUGUAUGUGAACAAGACAGCCACAGUUUCUCAACACCCUGCUCAGUAAGUACUUGAAGCAAGUGCUGUGAAACACAAACUUCAUAGCUACCCUUUGCACCUAAAUUCUGAGUCUUUAUGUAGAGGCAACUAAAUAGCCUUCUGUUUCGCUAGAUGACCCAAGAGCCAUGCUUGGCCUUGCCAAGGGCACCUGAGUCCAUAUGCUUGCUGUAUUUUUCAGUUCUGAUCAGUAGCCCUCUUUUUUUUCUUCUUCCUGUCUUCCUUGGACCUUCUUUAAGGCUUAGCCCCAUUUUUUUUUUUUUCUUCCUUCUUCCCCAUCUUUCUCAGACCUUUUUUAAGGCUGAAUGGGCCAUUCAACAUAAGACUCCUCUUCUUAUCAUAUUGUUCAACAGCAGAAUAGAAGAAUGUUCUAGUUACUUAUGUACAAGUUAUUUUUAUUUUCAUGGUGGGAUCUUCUACGGACAAAAGUAAGUGGGGUUCAUUUGCUUCAUCCCCACCUCAGAAGUUGUGUGUGUUCCACCCAUGUACUUCAUUCUUUCCUUUCUAGAAGAUCCAACACUUGGUGUCAAACUUGUCCUCUUGUUUGAAAGAGAUCAUCCUGGCAAGGGUCAUAGUGCUGCUGUGUGAAUCCACCGGUGAUCCUUCUCUUGUGUCACCCUUUGGAGUCCAAGCUCCCCAUCUCUUUGAUGCCUUCGAGCUCCUCCUGGGGGAGCAACAGAUGCAGGGCUGCUCCUUGACACACGUCCUUAUGCUGCCUGGACCAUGAGGCUGCCCAGGGCAGAUUCUUACACUAGUCUGGAACAUUGGCUCCAAAAGCUGCUUUUUUAAUCUUAAUUAAACAAACAAAUGAAAAGAAUCUGUACAUAUUUCUAGUUUUCUACCUUCUGAUGCUUUUCUUUCUUUUGAGACCAGUCGAAGGCUUUUUAUAGAGAUAUUUUGGUACUAAACCUGUGCAGACGUUGAAUGAGUUUGGUCUGCAGACUGAAGUGCCAAUUCAGGGCUAUUAGUAAUGACUCUUGAACAUCAUUGUUAUAUUUCAUAGCUCAUUAAUUUUGGGUUUACAUUUACAAACCUGAGCCAUGAAUCUCCCAAUUUACUCUUACGGCAGUCCAGCCUUGUUCUUUUUUGUCUCUUUUCUAUACCAGACUUCCUUGCAACCUUUAGCUUGGAUGGCAAACCCAGUGUCUGACUCUUUCUAUAAAAUUUUGUAAACAGUGACUUAGUUUUUCUACAUGAAGGAGAUACUUCAUUUCCCAUUCUUCGUCAGCACCUUGUCAGCUUUCUUUUAAUCCUGUUGACAGUUUUCCAAUGCCUGAUUUAUUGCAGAGUAAGAACUACAGUCCCUACUUAACCAUCACUUUCUCUGAUGGAAACAGGGAGGUUUUGUGUAAGCCAGAAUUGUACCUCUGACACUACAUGGAAUAUUUGUGCACUGACAGGUAUCGAUGACAACUGUAGAGAAUUCGCAAGCGAUGAGAGUAUUUGUCAUUUCUUGGUGGUAUCAGCAAGUUUGCAGGCCCUAUUAUGUGCAUUUCUGUCCUUGCCCUAAAUUCUAGGUCAUGUCAACAUCCACACAGUCUUUAAACGUAAUAGAUCAUUUCCUUUUUAACUUGAAAUCCAUGGUUUUUUCUGUGAAAUCUCAUUGUACUGAAACUUCUAAGUAUGGCAAAUAGAGAAAUAAACAAGGAAAUCACCUUUGUUUGAAUGGGAGUGCAAAAAAUUCCCUACAGAAGCACUUUGCAACUCUCCCCUCCGAGGAGGAAAAUACUCGGGCAGUUUCUUGGGAGCCAGAAGUUGUUAGCAGAAAAAUGGAUCAAACUGUAGCAACUCUUUAUGGUCAAUGCACAGUGCAGCCAGCAGAGACUACUGCCACGCCACAGCCCGAUACCAUCCAAGCACGUUGUGAGCAAGACUGGGUGUAACACACUGGGACCUAUUUUUUCUCCGUCAGGUUCUCUAGUGUUAAAGAUGACAGUGGCAAGGCUUGUAUGCUGUUGUGUAAUGGUCUGUAGGAAAUGGCUUCAGCCUGUUUCUGCAGUACCGGUGUGUGUUUGGUAUAGUGGGCAGCACCUUGGGGUGUGAGAGCAACUGCUGCUUGCCGACAUCCAAGGCAGCUCAGAAAUGAACAGAGAAGAUAGGAUCUGACUGUGUAUUAGAGGGUCCCUCCUCUCUUCAUGGUCCCUUAACUUACACAACAGAAUAAUUUCAAGCUGCUCAUAGUGAGGUGGGUACGUUUGCGACUGACUGUGAAGUGUGUUUUGGUAUCUGGAGGGAAGCCAAAUUUCUAAGGGCUUUUGUGAUAAGGAACUGCUUUUUAUGGAUUUACUAUAGAUUUUAUUGUCUGUGAUAAAUAAGAAUGGCCUGAUGUAAAAUGGAGGUAGGAAGGGACAGAUUAAGAAAACACAAUUUGAAGAUUCAAGGUCAAAUGGUUUUAUUUCCAUGAGAGAGUUAAUUUUUUUCCUCUUUAAAAAGUUAUGGUUUAGAUUUCAAAAUUAAAUACACUUUAAUGGAUUAAUUUACAUAUUUUAAAGUAGUAUUUUACUUUCUCCUUCCUGUGUUUUUAUAUUUUUCAGUUGACAUAAAUGCAAGAUGAUACCUUGUCUUGAUUAUGGAAGGUUUUACUUGGUAAUAAAUCUACUGAUCCUUUUUAGCAGACUGUGAAUAUUGUAAAUAUCUUGAGGUGGAAGGGUUGUGUGGGAUCAAAGAAGACAUUCUUUGUACAAACACUAAAAGGAUAUGGGAAAGCUCUGUAGGUUUUUUGUUUUUAGAAUUUUAUUUAAGAGAAAAAUCUGAAAUCAUUUGACCUUUUCAAAAUUUUAUGUAUAUCUGACUUCUCCUGUGACUUGAUUAUUUUAAAAUAUAUAUAUAUAUAUAUAUAUAAAUAUAAAAGUUAGAAGAACUUGACUAGGCAAAAGAGUUUUCGAUUGGAAAUAGCAACAUGUCAGAGUUUUGCUGUCAUUACUUCAGGUUUUUCUUUUGGAAAUCUGAGUCUGUCCUCAUAUGCCAUGUUUAACUUCUGUGUAUUAAAAUGUUUCCAUUUCUCCUUUUCAGUGUUACCUGUAAUAUGUUAGUUUAUUUUGGAUCAGUAUUAUAUUGUAAAUAUUAUGCAUUGGUGUAUAUAAAUGAUUUUACUAAA
Molecule: messenger RNA, 5002 nt
Organism: Harpia harpyja (harpy eagle)
Lineage: Eukaryota; Metazoa; Chordata; Aves; Accipitriformes; Accipitridae
Gene: MAPKAPK5
Product: MAPK activated protein kinase 5
Exons: 14
Coding region: 116-1537 (473 amino acids)
Biological process (GO): negative regulation of TOR signaling; Ras protein signal transduction; peptidyl-serine phosphorylation
Cellular component (GO): nucleus; cytoplasm
Molecular function (GO): mitogen-activated protein kinase binding; calcium/calmodulin-dependent protein kinase activity; calmodulin binding
Source: RefSeq, a predicted model, not a curated record